AUGGUUUUUAAAAGGGUUCCCGAGAAUUGGAGUCGAACCUACGGCCUUGUCAAUCAGCGAAGAUGGGUACCGAAUGGAGGCCCCAAGGAUAGCCAUUACCACUUCAGCUAUCCGCCCCCCAAGCAAAUCGACCUUAAAAGUAGGGAGGAAAAUAAGCAAAUGCAAUAUGGAAAGGCAAUGCAAAUGCAAUAUGGAAAGGCAAUCCCUACUGGCUAUGACAGACCACUGGAAGCCUUGGUGACGCCCUACUGGCCUCACCCCUAUCAGAAUCAUACAUGCAAAAAUUCAAAAAUCACUAUCUCGUCCCCAUAUGGCCGAUAUGCCAGGGACCUUUGGUAUGUUAUUUUGAUGACUGAGCGGCUUUAUGAUCAAAUUUAUGCAAAGGUUGGGUCACGUUGGAUCUUAAUGGGUUUUAUUGGGGCCCAGCAUUGGGUCCGGGUUGGGUUUUGGGUCGAGACCUUCGACCCAAGUUGGGUUAUGCGGAAGUCUAGUUCUGGCCACGGAGCUGUUAAGGAGGUCUUUUUCACUGAGAUUCUUUCCCGCAGUACUUUUUACCUGCGUAGGUGCGUUUUCAUAGGUCAAACGUACAUUCGUGACUGUGUUGAUCUACUAAGAAAAUGCUUGGUCGAGGACAUCGAUGUGACAUUACGGUGGAUUCCAGCCCACGAGGGUGUUCCUGGAAACGAGGCUGCGGACAGAGCUGCAAAACAUAUAGCUCUAAUGGGUGCACAAAGGCAGUUUGUGCCAGAAGUUACUAAUGGUUGGAUAAUACUUACCGCGGCUGCAAAACAGAGAAUACAACAAUCAACCAAGGAUACCUGGGAGAAAUUGUGGGACAAACAGAAGGCUGGGAAGCCUACCAAGAAACUUGUCACUCAGCCUUCCAAACGCACACUCCAGUAUUGGACGUUCCUUUGGAAAGCAACGUCGUCUAUCCUAAUUUAG
Messenger RNA from Talaromyces stipitatus ATCC 10500, 945 nucleotides. RefSeq lists its product as uncharacterized. Lineage: Eukaryota; Fungi; Ascomycota; Eurotiomycetes; Eurotiales; Trichocomaceae. Gene Ontology annotation, molecular function: nucleic acid binding. The record is from RefSeq and is a predicted model, not a curated record. The transcript is spliced from 6 exons. The coding region runs from base 1 to 945 and encodes 314 amino acids.